Molecule: messenger RNA, 1966 nt
Organism: Corythoichthys intestinalis (scribbled pipefish)
Lineage: Eukaryota; Metazoa; Chordata; Actinopteri; Syngnathiformes; Syngnathidae
Gene: amdhd1
Product: amidohydrolase domain containing 1
Exons: 9
Coding region: 102-1406 (434 amino acids)
Cellular component (GO): cytoplasm
Molecular function (GO): imidazolonepropionase activity
Source: RefSeq, a predicted model, not a curated record
GCUGUUUUUGAACUCCGCCUCUUGUGCACUUUAAACUCAGCUUUGCAAAUAUUUGUUGAAAGAAAAAAAACAGCCGCUCGACGAAGCGUUAAAGGAGAGACAUGUCGGCGGUCAGUUUGAGACUUCUGGUAGAAAAUGCUGAACAAGUGGUGGUUAUUUGCAACAAAGGAGAGGAAUACCUGACAAAAGGCGACAAUGGCAUCAACCUUCAUAUCAUCCAGAAUGGAAGCGUGGUCAUCGGAAGAGAGGGUCUCAUCGAAGCCGUCGGUCCCGCUGACGCCAUUGCAUCACAGUAUUCCCGCGCUUCCUUCAAACGUGUCAUCGACGCCACGGGAAUGUGCGUCCUACCUGGCUUGGUCGACGCUCACACUCAUCCCAUCUGGGCUGGCGACCGCGUGCACGAGUUUGCCAUGAAGCUGGACGGUGCCAGCUACAUGGACGUGCACCGCGCAGGAGGUGGCAUCCACUUCACGGUGGAGCGCACGCGGGCGGCCAGCGCUGGGGAACUUUUGGAGGCUUUAACCGGCCGUCUGGAGCGUAUGCGACGGGCCGGCACCACUCUGGUGGAGGUGAAGAGCGGCUACGGCCUGGAGCUUCCCACCGAGCUCAAGAUGCUCGAGGUGAUGGAGGAAGCCCGGCGCACGCUGCCCAUCAACAUCUCCCCCACCUACUGCGGCGCGCACGCCGUGCCCAAAGGGAAGACUUUAGAAGAAGCCACGCGUGACAUUGUGGAGGUUCAACUUCCGGCGCUGAAGGAGCACGUGGUGGCCGGGACGCUGCGCGUGGACAACAUCGACGUCUUUUGCGAGCGCGGUGUCUUUGAUGUGCCGUCCACGCGCGCCAUUCUGCGGGCGGGCAAGGACAUGGGCCUGAACGCCAACUUCCAUGGUGACGAGCUCCACCCGAUGAACGCUGCUCAGCUGGGGGCAGAGUUGGGCGCAUUGGCCGUGAGCCACCUAGAGGAAGCCACGGACGAGGGCAUCGCCGCCAUGGCCCGGGCUAAAACAGCCGCUGUCCUGCUGCCCACCACAGCGUACAUUCUUCGGCUCAGCCAACCGCGGGCACGAGCCAUGCUGGACGCGGGCGUCAUCGUGGCCCUGGGCAGUGACUUCAACCCCAACGCGUACUGUUGCUCAAUGCCACUGGUCAUGCACCUGGCCUGCGUCAACAUGCGCAUGUCCAUGCCCGAAGCCUUAGCGGCGGCCACCAUCAACGCCGCCUACGCCCUGGGCCGCUCGCGCACGCACGGUUCGCUGGAGGCGGGAAAGGACGGCGACCUGCUAUUGGUCAAUGCUCCACGGUGGGAGCAUCUGAUCUACCAGCUGGGCGGACACCAGGAACUCAUCCGCUACGUGGUCGUCAAGGGCAACGUGGCGUACGACAACGAGAAGACGUUGCCUUUGUGAAGACGUUCGGAGGAGGGACAAAAGCGCAAAUUGAUGUUGAUGGAGUUAUUUUUUAAAUGAAUGCACUCAUUUUUAUCAUUAAUGUUAAUCAUUCCCAUAUAAAUCUACUUGAAUGAGACCAUUUCCCCCCCCUCCUUUUAAAAUUACAUUUUUUAAAUCAGAUUUGAGGUUGACAAUGUCUCAAAAUGAUUGUCUGCUAUCAAAAUAGUUGAGUCAACUGAUGAAUAAAGAAAUAGGCAAUUUAUCGCGGCAGCCUGAUAUCCAGAGAGAUUAGACGUCUAUCACCGUCAACGACAGCUAUCUAGCUAACUAGAUGGGGAAUUUCCGAGGAAGAAAUUGUGCACGAUUAUCAUGUUGAUAUAGAUAAGUUUUCGUCCAAAAUAAUGUCAUCUUUCUCGAUUGGUCAUGAGGAUUUAACUGACAUUAACAGCAAUCCAUUUGAAUGGGGAGGGUGGCACUUCAAACGAAUGGACGUACUCCAUUCAAUACACGACGAAAUUUUUUUUUUUUUAGUCCUAUCUCAAGACACUGCCGCGUUUGAAUAUAAACAAGUAUGAAAU